Molecule: messenger RNA, 3633 nt
Organism: Nerophis ophidion (straightnose pipefish)
Lineage: Eukaryota; Metazoa; Chordata; Actinopteri; Syngnathiformes; Syngnathidae
Product: endonuclease 8-like 1
Exons: 7
Coding region: 492-1166 (224 amino acids)
Source: RefSeq, a predicted model, not a curated record
AAACCUUUAGUGAUUUGUAUUCUAUUUUAAUUUCAGCACAUGAAAAUAUUUCUACUUCUGACCAUCGAAGAGAAUGGAAAACCAUUUUCCAGAUCAGCCCUCAUACAUCCUCCUGAUGGCCUAACAACUGAAUGACAUGUCGAUGCUGAGUAUGAUCCAUUUCAAUCAUUUGAGGAAGCUCUCCCUGAUAUAGGGGAUUGGAUGUACAAUGACGGACAUACGUUUAAUGAAGGAUUUGAAGAUGGUUUGAGUGAGGAGUGUGCAGAAGAGUCCAAUUUCAAGGACACAACAGACAAACCAAUACAUGACAAUGCAUCAGAAACCAUGGCAGAGUGCCUUCUGAUCAGCAUGGGUUAUGUAAACUGUCCUAAAGUCACAGGUUGAACACUGCCCGGACUGUGCUGGAAGGCCUCGAGUCAGAGGAUGCGUGUGAAGACAAGAAAGCUGUAAAAAAGGAGAUCCAUAGCAAAAAGGGAGCCAAAAAGGACCAAAUGGAAGAGGAGAAUACAGACCUGCUCAGACUUUGCCACACAGUACCGCUGGAGGUGGUGAACUUAGGUGGGAAAGGUUACGAUCCAGAGAAGAAAGACUACUCAGGUUUCGAGGCCUGGUUGCAGUGUUACUAUGUGGAUGGAAUGAAGUCUGUACGCGACCACAAUGGCAGGACUAUGUGGUUCAAAGGCGAUCCAGGUCCUAUGGCUCCUAAAGAAUCAAAGUCUCCAAAGGCCAAAAAGAGAAAAGAUACAGAUGCAGACCAUGAUUACCCCCGCAAGAAAAAGGUGUCCAGGAAACACAACUCUGACAGCACAGUGAAGAAAAAAGCAGCCAAAAAGCCCACAAAAGCAGCAAAGGAAGAAGAAAAUGGACCUCAAGAAGAAGCCACACCCAGAAGAAGAUCAGCAAACACACCUCAGCAAGAACCGAAAUCCACGUCAGGCAGGAGGAAAAAGAACAAUACAGAGCCAGCUGCAGGUCUGAUUCUAAUAAUACUCCCAUUUUCUGAAAAUAUUAAGAGCCUGAUCUUUGAGGAUCCAAUUCCCACACACUUAUCUGUGUGCGCAAACUAUAAAAUUGCAUGUACUGUUGGUGGACGUGUUGUAUGUGAUCUACUUUGUGCAAUUGAUAGCAGCAAAAGUGGCACAGAUCACCCUAUUUUUGUGUACUAGAAGCAUUAUGUGCCCUUGGAAACACUUCUUUCCCUCUACAUUCAUGUUAUUAUGCUCUCCACACUGGAGGGGGGCUUAUAUUAGAUUAUAGCACAUAUCGAUCAUCUAACACCUUUUCUGCAGUAUAGAAUCACAGUAUGUAUACUAUUUGCAGCAGGAAUGAUCAAACUGCAUAUUGCAAGACAUUUUUUUUAGGAGUUAUACUAAAUACAAAAAAAAAAAACGCAACGCUUUUGUUCUUGUUCCCAAUUUAAAUGAACUUAAAGAUGGAAAACUUUGACUAUAAACACAAAAUACCUGUUCCUCUCAAAUAUUGUUCACAAAUCUGUAUACAUUUGUUAGUGAGCAUUUUUUCUUUGCCAAGAUAAUCCAUCCCACCUGACAGGUGUGCCUUGAGCUGUCCAAAAUAAAAGGCCACUGUGAAAUGUGCAGUUUUAUCACACAACACAAUGCUUCAGAUGUCGCACGUUUUGAGGGAGCGUGCAGUAGGCAUGCUGACUGCAGCAAUGUCCACCAGAGCUGUUGCCCGUCAAUUAAAUGUUUAUUUCUCCGCCAUAAGAAUAGAAUAGAAUAGAAAGUACUUUAUUGAUCCCUGGGGGAAAUUCAGCACCACAGUUCGCUCACAAUAAACAAUGAUAAUAAUAAAUAAUAUAAUAUAUAUGAAUAAUAUAAAUAUAUUCUACAUUUAAGUGCAGUCAAGGAACAUAUGCAUUAUACAGUCUGAUGGCUGUCGGUGUGAAGGACCUCCUGUGUCGUUCCGUGUUGCAUUUUGGGAGUCUGAGCCUUCCACUGAAGGUGCUCAUUCUCUCUGCAAGGUCCGAGUGUAGUGGGUGGGAGGUGUUGUCCAUAAUGGCUAGGAGUUUUGCUAGACUUCUCUCUGACACCACCGCCAGAGAGUCCAGCUCCACUCCCAUCUUGUUACUGGCCUUCUCUACCAACUUGUCCAGUCUGUAUGUGUCCCUCACUCUCAGCCCGCUGCCCCAGCAGGCCACGGCGUACAAGAGGGCGCCUGCCACCAGCGACUCGUAGAACAUCUUCAACAUCUUUGUACAGACGUUGAAGGAUCCUAGCCUCCAAAGGAAAUAUAGAUUCGGCUCUGUCCCUUCUUGUAGAGGGCCUCAGCGUGUUUUGACCCAUUCAGCUUGUUGUCCAUGUGUACUCCGAGGUAUUUAUAAUCCUCUACCAUGUCCACAUCCACCCCCUUGAUGGAAAGAGGGGUCGCCAGAGUACUCCUCCUCCUUCCCAGGUCCACAACCAGCUCCUUGGUCUCCGUAACAUUGAGCUGGAGGUGGUUCUUUCCACACCAUGUGACAAAGUCCUCCACCAGUGUCCUGUAUUCCUCGUCAUCACCUUCCUCAAUACACCCCACUAUCGCAGAGUCAUCAGAAAACUUCUGAAGGUGGCAGGACUCUGACUGAUAGUGGAAAUGGGUGGUGUAAAUGGUGUAGAGGAAGGGGGAAGAGUACUGUAGCCUCCGGGGCCCCGGUGUUGCUGACCAGCCUGUCAGACACACAGUCCUGCAGUGGCAUAUACUGUGGUCUGUCAGUCAGGUAAUCUACAACCCAGGACACCAAGGGGGCCUCCACCUGCAUCUUCUCCAACUUCACACCCAGUAGCCCAGGCCGUUUAGUAUAAGCCGCCUCCAAAGGUGUUUCAGAGAAUUUGGCAAUACAUCCAACUGGCCUCACAGCCGCAGACCAUAUUGAUUGGCUGAGACCUGCCACCCGGACAGCUGCUACAACAAUUGGUUUGCUUAACCAUAGCAUUUCUGCACAAACUGUAAGAAACUACCAUGAAUUGAUUAACGUGGACCCCGACUUAAACAAGUUGAAAAACAUAUUGGGGUGUUACCAAUUAGUGGUCAAUUGUACGGAAUAUGUACUGAACUGUGCAAUCUACUAAUAAAAGUAUCAAUCAAUCAAUCUGUCUCAAGAAAGCUCAUCUGCAUGCUCGUGGUCCUCAUCGGGGUCUCGACCUAACUGCAGUUUGUCUUCUUAACCAACUUGAGUGGGCAAAUGCUCACACUCAAUGGCGUCUGGCACAAUACAGAGGUUUUGGUAUGUUAUUAUUGACAGCGAAACCACGUGCAUUUUAUUGAUGGCAUUUUCCAUGCGCAGAGAUACCGUCACGAGACCCUGAGCCCCAUUGUUGUACUAAUCACCCGAGGCCAUCACCUUUAUAAAUAACAUUUACUAACUAAUGUUGCAAGGAUCUGGAAGCUAAAAACAUCCCAGUUCUUGCAUGACCAGCAUACUCACCGGACAUGUCACCCAGUAAGUAAUUUUUGAGAGGAAUAUAUAUUUUCUGUAUAGUAAAAGUUUCAGAUCUUUAAGUUCAAUUCAUGAUAAAUGGGAGCAAAAACAAAAGUGUUGCGUUUAUAUAUUUGUUCAAUACCAUAUUUUUCGGAGUAUAAGUCGCACCUGCCGAAAAUGCAUAAUAAAGAAGGAAAAAAAACAUACAAGUCGCA